UACAAACUAUUAACACAGAUAGAUAAAUGUAAACUGUACUAUGUAUUGAUAGGUACACAACUCAAAGAUCAGACUCGGGACCACUGGGACAAACAUGGCUACGCACUUAACUUUGUGUUUAAUAUUUACUGUAAUAAAAUUGUGUGAGUGUAAAUAUGGAUACGUUAUAUGGUCUGGAGAUAAAGCGAAGGCUGUUGUGACCGAAUAUUACGCCGAUAUCCCCGACGUGCACCUCGCGAAGGCUACGUAUCGAAAUGAAAUUAAUAAUACAGGCUGGGCAUUUCUGGAGCUUCACACAUCCCGAGACUCAAGUGAUGAGAAGCAGUAUGCAUGCUGCAGGGUAUCUCGAAGGGUUCCUCACCAGGGACCUGAUGUGGAUGCAUUGGCAAAAUGUACUUAAAGGGUAUUGCUAUAAUAAAACAGAUGUGUGUGGUUUAAUAGAUGACUUCAUAAACACCAACCAACAGUAUACGGCGAGUAUGAUAGAGAAGAACCCGAAUGAUCCAUACUGGUAUCAGGUGAAACUGUAUUACAUCCAGCUGGAAGGUCUAGCUGCUGGAUACAACGCGGCCACCAAGCCCAUGUGAGAGUGGCUCACCAUC
Messenger RNA from Manduca sexta (tobacco hornworm), 602 nucleotides. Its product is annotated as phospholipase B-like protein B. The record is from RefSeq and is a predicted model, not a curated record. The transcript has 4 exons. Gene Ontology annotation, molecular function: glycerophospholipase activity. Bases 255 to 587 code for a protein of 110 amino acids. Gene Ontology annotation, biological process: phospholipid catabolic process. Gene Ontology annotation, cellular component: extracellular region. NCBI's taxonomy places the organism in Eukaryota, Metazoa, Arthropoda, Insecta, Lepidoptera, Sphingidae.